Molecule: messenger RNA, 1614 nt
Organism: Didymodactylos carnosus
Lineage: Eukaryota; Metazoa; Rotifera; Eurotatoria; Philodinida; Philodinidae
Source: the annotation of a GenBank genome assembly
AUGUUUUAUCAUGCGUAUAAUGGUUACCUUAAAUAUAGUUAUCCAUAUGAUGAAUUAAGACCGUUAACGUGUGAUGGUGUGGACACUUGGGGGAGUUAUUCAUUAACGUUAGUUGACGCAUUGGAUACAUUAGCCGUUUUGAAUAACUUCACUGAAUUUCAACGCGUUUAUAACUUAGUAAAAAAGAUCGAUAUUGAAAAAGAUAUAAACGUAUCGGUAUUCGAAACGAAUAUAAGAGUUAUUGGCGGUUUGUUAUCAGCCCAUUUACUUGCCAAACGUAUGAAUGUUAAAGUACAUUCAACUUGGCCAUGUACUGGUCCUUUACUUGAUUUGGCUGUUUCGCUAGCAAGAAAAUUAUUACCAGCUUUUGAUACAGCAACAGGUAUGCCUUAUGGUACAGUGAAUCUUUUUUGGGGAGUAUCACCGGAUGAAACAAACGUGACAUGUACAGCUGGUGUAGGCACAUUUCUAAUUGAGUUUUCAACGUUAUCUCGUUUAACGGGUGAUCCUAUAUUUGAACAAACAGCUAUGAAAGCUUUACAAAGUUUAUGGCAGCGACGAUCAUCGAUUAAUCUUGUCGGAAAUCAUAUCGAUGUACAAACGGGAAAUUGGACGGCAGUUGAUUGUACAGUUGGAUCGGGUGUAGAUUCUUAUUUUGAAUAUCUUGUCAAAGGAGCAAUUUUGUUACAAGAGCCAACUCUAAUACAAAUGAUGAAUACAUUUGCUAUUGCCAUCGAAAAGUACAUGUCUAAUUCGGAUGGAUGGUAUGUUUAUGCAAACAAUGAUCAAGGCCGAAAAACAUUGCCCAUGUUUCAAGCAUUGGACGCAUUUUAUCCAGGACUGCUGAUUUUAAUGGGUAAUAUUGAUGGUGCAAUGAAAACGUUAUAUUCAUAUCACACAUUAUGGAGAAAAUACGGUUCUAUGCCAGAAUAUUAUAAUCUAGGUACACAAGAACCACUUCAAAAUCGAGCAGGAUAUCCGUUGAGGCCAGAACAUAUUGAAUCUUUAAUGUAUGUAUACAAAGCAACGAAUGAUGAGCAACUAUUAUUUAUGGCUGCUGAUAUAUUUGAAUCGAUUGAAUCAUGCUGUAAAACGUCGUGUGGUUAUACAUCGUUGAAAAAUGUAAAAGAUCAUCAACUUGAUAAUCGAAUGGAAUCAUUUUUUCUUGCUGAAACAAUUAAAUAUUUAUAUUUAAUAUUUGAUGAGAAUAAUUUUUUACAUAAUAAUGGCUCAUACAGUAUCCAACAUCAAACACCCACAGGUUCAUGUUUUCUUGAAACUGGUUAUAUUUUUAACACUGAAGCUCAUCCAAUUGAUGUUGGAUCAUUGGAAUGUUGUAAACUAAAACAUAAUGAUGAAAAUGAUUUAGAAUAUUAUCUUUUAUUGAGUGCCAUGAAAAUAUUUAAACAUGAUAAAACAUUUUUCAAGACUAAACUGAGUGAUGUGCAAUCGAAUCUAUACAAAAGUCUGAAUGAUUAUUUGAAAUUUUAUUCAAAUAGAAAAAAACAACAAUUACCAAUUAUUGAUUUAACAAAUAAAAAUUACUCACUUUUGACGUGUUCAGCUCAGACAUAUGAGCAAAAAUUUUCACUUUACGGCGAAAUUUUACCAUGA